CCACGUGCCUCGCUGCUACACCAAAAAAACACACAAAAACAACAAUGAAAGUACUGAUUGUGCUGUCUGCUGCGCUAGCGCUUGCCGCUGCUCUUCCUCAGAGAAAAUUGUCCCUGAAGCCUGAAGAUGACCAAACGACGGCUGAGCAAAAUUACAAUAACUAUCAACCACAGACAGAUUACAGACAACCUCCUCAGGACUUAAGGCCUAGAGUACAGAUCGACACUACUACCGUCAUUCCCAUCAUCAGCUUUGACAAAGUACAGGGUACCGAUGGCAGCUACCAAACUUCGUAUGAAACCGGCAAUAACAUCCAUGCUCAAGAAAAUGGUUACGUGAGGAAUGUGAAAAACAGCGAAAACGAAGAUAUUCCAACUCUCGUACAAGAAGGCUCCUACAGCUACACUGCCCCCGACGGUCAAGUCAUCACCGUCGAAUACACCGCUGAUGAGUUUGGUUUCAGAGUCAAGGGAGACCAUAUCCCAACCCCACCUCCCCUAUCCCCUGAAAUUCAAAAGAGUCUUGACCUCAUCUACGCUGGAAUCAAGGCUAAUGCGGAACGUACUGCUCUGGAAGCCAAUAACCCUGAGGCAGCUAAACUAAACGAAGCGAGAGCAUCUCAGAACUACAAAGGUCAAUACUACCAACAGUAAACUUAGCAGUGAAAACUCUCUGUGAAUUGAGUGACUAUAACCAUUCCAUAAAGCAGUAAUAAUAGUGUCACGUUAUCAAUUGUGAUUAGUAAUAAUGCUCUGUGAGCAUGCCGAAAGUCAUUCGUUAUAGUUAAUAAAUACGGAACUGAAAAGUGCAUAUUAAAAAAAAAGGGCCAGAAUGCAAAACCUGUGUAUAAAGAGUGUAAAUUUUACAAAACUAGUUCUAAUUUGAUAUCAAGUAGACUGUCUUUAAUAAUGCCAUUUGACAUUUAUAAUGUUAACUUAAUUUUUAGGAUUUUAGAAUAUAGUCUCAAAAAUUGUCAAUCUGUCUUAAUUAUACUCGUAAAUAUA
Molecule: messenger RNA, 1004 nt
Organism: Nymphalis io (European peacock)
Lineage: Eukaryota; Metazoa; Arthropoda; Insecta; Lepidoptera; Nymphalidae
Gene: CPR34
Product: endocuticle structural glycoprotein ABD-4-like
Exons: 4
Coding region: 45-653 (202 amino acids)
Cellular component (GO): chitin-based extracellular matrix
Molecular function (GO): structural constituent of chitin-based larval cuticle
Source: RefSeq, a predicted model, not a curated record